GGGGCGUCCGGCUCCCCUUCGCCCCGGGGGCGGCCCUUUCUGCGGGGGCGGGGUAGGGUCCGCCCCAGGGCGGGCGGUGGUGGGGCGGCCAUAGUUCCCGCGCUUCGGAGUGGGGAGGCGAGCGGUUUCCCAGUACUUGAAUAAGGAUGCCUUAAGAAGAUAACUAUGGAUAAAUAUAUUAAAGUGCGAAAGAUUGGAGAAGGAUCCUUUGGGAAAGCAAUUCUUGUCAAAGCUAAAGAAAAUGGCCAACAGUAUGUUAUUAAAGAAAUAAACAUCUCUAAGAUGUCAAAUAAGGAGAGAGAAGAAUCAAGGAGAGAAGUUGCUGUAUUGGCUAACAUGAAACAUCCGAAUAUUGUCUUGUAUAGGGAGUCAUUUGAAGAAAAUGGCUGUCUUUACAUAGUGAUGGAUUACUGUGAAGGAGGAGACCUAUUUAAAAAAAUAAAUGCCCAGAAAGGAAUCUUAUUCUCUGAAGAUCAGAUUUUGGAUUGGUUUGUACAAAUCUGUUUAGCACUAAAGCACAUACAUGAUAGAAAAAUCUUGCAUCGGGACAUAAAGUCACAGAACAUAUUUUUAACCAAAGAUGGAACAAUACAGCUGGGAGACUUUGGGAUCGCCAGAGUACUUAACAGUACUGCCGAGUUGGCUCGCACUUGCAUAGGAACACCAUACUAUUUAUCGCCUGAAAUAUGUCAGAACAAACCUUACAACAAUAAAAGUGAUAUCUGGGCCCUUGGUUGUGUUCUCUAUGAAAUGUGCACGCUUAAACAUGCGUUUGAAGCUGGUAACAUGAAGAACUUGGUACUGAAGAUUAUCUCUGGACCUUUUCCUCCUAUUUCUGUGCAUUACUCCUAUGACUUGCGUAAUCUGCUGUCACAGUUAUUUAAAAGGAAUCCUAGGAACAGACCAUCAGUAAACUCCAUAUUGGAGAAAAACUUUAUAGCCAAACGGGUUGAAAAAUUCCUCACACCACAGCUUAUUGCAGAAGAAUUCAAUCACAAAAUCUUCCAGAAGUUUGGACCACAUGCUGCACCAGCUAAAAGACCAGCUCAAGAACAAAUACUGACUUCAGUUGCACCAGCUCAGAAAAUUACCAAACCUGCUGCAAAAUAUGGAGUGCCUUUAGUGAUCAGGAAGUCUUGUGAUGCACCUAAAAAGCCUAAUGAGAAGAAGCCAUUGGCUAAAUCUAGACAGGAACCUUCAAAAAAGAAAAAGUUAGAAUUGCCUGAAAAGGAAAAACGCCAGAGAGAUCAGAUCAGUUUACUGAAGGCAGAUGAAAUGAGAAGAUUGGAAAAAGAAAGGAUGGAACGAAUAAACAGAGCCAGGGAACAAGGAUGGAGGAAUGUGCUUGGUUCAGGUGGAAGUGGUGAUGUUAAGGCACCAUAUUAUGGCGGUGGAGGUGGUGGUGGUCCUUUUCCUGUGUCUUCCAGAGGACAAUAUGAACACUAUCAUGCUAUUUUUGACCAGAUGCAACAGCAAAAGGAAAACAUUAGAGUAGCUGAAGAGAGGGAAGCCAAAUUGACAGUGAAAAUGCAAGGCCGAGAAGUUGUUGAAAGAGGAAUUCCACCUGGAAUACGUCCAGGAGUUCCUAAGGGGCCUGCAGGUCAUCACCAUUUACCUGAUGCUGGUGCAGUUAGGAAAAAAAUGAAAAGAUUGAAGGAGGUGUCUAAACAAGCCAAUGCAAACAGGCAAAAAGGAUGGAUAGCUGCAGAUAGAGCAAAGCAAGUUGAAGAAUUCUGGCAACGAAAGAGAGAAGCCAUGGAAAACAAAGCUCGAGCUGAGGGACACAUGGGUACACUGCAAAACGUGGCAGAUAUCUAUGGAGGCAGGCCCAUUUCUGCAAGAGGAAGGAAAUCCAGAAACAAGGAGGAAGAGGAAUAUUUGGCAAGAUUAAGACAGAUCCGGCUACAAAACUUUAAUGAACGUCAACAGAUUAGAGCAAAACUUCGUGGAGAGAAGAAUGAAGCUGCCAGCUCUGAUGGACAGGAAUCAAGCGAGGAAGCAGAACUGAAACGCAAAAAGAUAGAAGCGCAGAAGGCCCAAGCAAAUGCUCGAGCUGCAGUUCUGAAAGAACAGUUAGAGCGAAAGAGAAAGGAAGCAUAUGAAAGAGAGAAAAGAGCCUGGGAAGAACAUCUGAUAGCGAAAGGGGUAAAGAAUCCUAAUGUGCCUUUUCAUGUGGGAGCUACAGAACACAGUCCUGUGCAUGGGCUACAAGAGCCUGGAGCAGGUCUUCCUAAACCACAACUUCUAGUGAAGCCCACUACACCAGUCAUCUCCAUGACUUCUGCUUUGAAGGAAGUGGGUGUGGAUGAAAAUGUAACUGUUAUCCAGGAAGCUGAGGAGGAAGUGAAAAAGCCAGAUUUUGCAAUGCAAAACAAACGAGAAAUACUGAGAAGGUUAAAUCAAAAUCUUAAAGCUCAGGUAGAUGAGAAAGGAAAAAAGGAGUGUAAAAAUAUCUCUGAAUCAGCUGGGUCUGAAGAUGGUAAAGAACAAGAAGGUGACCAUCCACUUCUAGGAGAUCGGAAAAAAUGGGAAUCUGGGGCAUCUGAGUUGGUAGUUCCACUAGCUCAGUUAUCAAUGGAAGAUUCUCUCUCUGGAACAGACCGACAAACUCUGGGGGAAGUAAUUAGAUUAGAUAUUGGUGAACCGCACAGGAAAGUCUGGGGCAAAAGCCCUACUGAUUCAGUCCUGAAGAUCCUAGGAGAAGCAGAGUUGCAGCUGCAAACUGACCUACUCGAGGAACUAGAUGUAAUGAACGCUACUGCAGAACUUCUUGAAGGAGAUCAUCAGUCCUUAGUUGUAGAAGAGGAGAAGGAAGAGAAAGCCUUUCCUAUGGUCGGAGCUCAGUCUUCAGUACCAGUUGGUAUCACAGUGUCUGACAUGACUAUACCAGAAGAAUCUCAAAGAGCUGGACCUACCCAGGUGCAGAGCAAACCUGUUACGCUGGAUGAGCCUGAUGAUUUGGAAGCAGAGAUGUUGGAAGAGACAGAAGGUCAAAAGCACUGGAUUAAGGAGAGUAAGGAGUUCCCCACCACUGUUAAUGAAGCAUGGGUAAAAGAGAAAGAGGAUAAGGCACAACAUGACAGAAGAAAUGAGGCAGCUCCUGAGAAAGUAGCACUUGACACAGUGCAACCACAAAAGGAAGCUCCAGAAGAAACUUGUUCCAGUGACUCUCUGCAACCUGAACCCUUAUUCGAGAGGGUAAUACAGCCCCCAGCUGUACCAACAGCCUCACCAGUUCUGUCAGCUCAGUCUUCGCAGGAAGAGCCUUUUGUACCUCGCUCACGUUCCAUAUCACCAGAAAAAAAUAAAGGCAAAAGUUCAUUGCUGAUUGGACUUUCUACAGGGCUUUUUGAUGCAAACGACCCAAAGAUGUUGAGAACGUGUUCGCUCCCGGAUCUUUACAAACUGUACAGAACUUUAGUCGAUGUUCCCAGUGUAGCAGAUGUGCAGCAUCAAAAUAAUCUCGAAAUAGAUGAUACGGAAGAUGAGCAAGCUAAAGAAGGACCCUCUGAUUCUGAGGAUAUUAUGUUUGGGGAGGCAGACACAGAUCUGCAGGAACUCCGGGCCUCAAUGGAACAAUUGCUUAGGGAGCAGCCUAGUGAGGAAUUCAGUGAAGAGGAGGAGUCUACUUUAAAGGCUAAUGUCAUUGAAUGCAUCACAAAUGGUACAGAGCUGGAUGAAGGAGAUGAAAAUAACCCCAGCAGUGAAAGUGCACUUAAUGAAGAAUGGCAGUCAGAUAAUAGUGAUGGCGAGAUUGCCAGUGAAUGUGAAGAAUGUGAUAGUAUCUUCAGCCAUUUGGAAGAGUUGAGAUAUAACCUGGAGCGGGAAAUAGGCUUUGAUAAAUUCAUUGAAGUUUAUGAGAAAAUAAAGGCUAUACAUGAAGAUGAAGAUGAAAAUAUUGAUACUUGUUCAACCAUAGUUCAGACUAUUCUUGGGAAUGAACACAAACACCUGUAUGCCAAAAUACUUCACCUAGUAAUGGCAGACGGAGCCUACCAAGAAGAUAAUGAUGAAUAAACCUGACUCAGGAAAUUCCUUGAUGCUGUAAUACAUAUUGAUGUUUGAAGUCUGCACAGCUGAAAAACAAAUUGUAGUGGAGAAUGUAACAUUGGGCAGGAGAAGCAGAAGAUUCCAAAAAAGAAUGUUGAUUGUAUGAAAAAGAGGAAGAACAUGCCUUUUAAAACUGAGAUACCUAUACACUUCUCAUGUAUGUACUUGCAUAUGUGCUCAUUAAAUAUUAGAUGCCCAGAACUUUAAAAAAAAAAAACAAACACAAAACAAAAAAACUCCAAACCUGUAAUCUCUAAAAUUCCAAAAGAAAUACAGAAAGGAGUACCUGGAGGUACUCUGAUACAAAACUGAGACCUAUAACAUAAAACAGAAUUUGUGCCAACAGUUGGCUGGUACAGUUAAGCAAUUGGAAGCACUACUGUGUUGUGGAGGUACCCACAUCUAGCUAUUUACUUACGUACUUAAAAUAGCCUCCCUAUACACCUACAUAAAGAAAUUACUUCAUUUUUAUUGGCCCUUGUCAUUGUAUUUUAAUAGAGUCUUAAUCUAGUUGUCCCGUUUGAGUAUUUAACAUUUUUCUUAAUAAAAAAAUUGUUGUCUUUUGAAGCUGCAGGCUUCCGUCACUUGUUAACCAGUGUCUUCUGAAAUCUCUUAAUGGUGUUUGUAAAUCAAGGCAAACUUGUACUUCAGUCAUUGUUGAAAUGUCUGGAGUUUUUUGAGAUUGCAAAAUUCAUUUGGAGCUAGAAUACUUUUUCCCGAGUGUUUUUCUUGCCCUUCCCAACAUCCAAAGUAUUUAGCUCUGUUGAAUUUUGUAAUCUGGUCAAUGAUAAUACAGUAUGCUGUUGAAUUGAAAGGAGUGGGGUUUUUUUCCAGUUUAUUUUUAAUUUCUUACUGUUACACUCAUAGCUCCAGCAAGUACAGGGGAAAAUGAAAUAUUGCAGGCACAAGAGCUAUGUAAUACUUCUCAUCUUUUGGCUCAUGUUCUGUAGCUUGAUUUCCAACACCCCAAAAGAAAAAGAGGUUUCCUCUGACCCACAUUUCCUUGUCCCUUGUGUCAAAGCAGUACUAUACAGGGGAGAAAUUAGGUACACUGUUGUUUUCCAGUCAUCAUCUCUGGAACAGCUUUAUUGGCUUACCCAUACAAUAAAUCUCAUGUUACAAAUCUGAUGAACUGUCAAACCUCCAACUGCCCUAUUGGAGAACAACAGAUAUUUUGUUAUUAUUUUUUCCAGCUACAACCAGUCACAACCUAAAACUGUCAAAAGUUACUUUUCCACAAAGAAAAAUCAAGUAUAUACAUACAUAUAUAUAUAUUAUUUAGAACUGUCAAAAUAUGUACAUGAUUUUUGUAUAAUUGUUUUAUGGUGGUGUUAUUAAAGUUUUGUCCACUGAAAA
Molecule: messenger RNA, 5406 nt
Organism: Phalacrocorax carbo (great cormorant)
Lineage: Eukaryota; Metazoa; Chordata; Aves; Suliformes; Phalacrocoracidae
Source: RefSeq, a predicted model, not a curated record